CGCGGUUCGAGGAUCUUCUUCGCUCAAGAAUCUUCCGUUCUUGUCGCCUCCCAUGUUGCUCCCUGCAGUCCAGUCCUUUCUAUUCUAAUCCAUUUCUCUCUCUCUGACGCGCGCGCGUUCGGAGCUCAUCAUGUUGCCUUACGUCAAUCUCCUGUUUGACUACCCUGCGAGACUCACCGGAGCCUCGGUGGAUGAGUUGAAACUCAUUGCUUCGUUUCUCCUGUCUUACCCUCUUGCCGGUCUGCUGAAGAGGAUUCCCGACGCUCAGCCUGCCAAGAAGAAUGCGUUCAUCAUUGGGGUGUCGCUGUUCUAUCUGGUCGGCCUGUUCGAUCUCUGGGAUGGCAUUCGUACCCUAGCUUACAGUGCCUCGGCUAUCUAUGCGAUCGCAUACUACGUCGAUGGAUCCUUGAUGCCCUGGAUCGGAUUCAUCGUCCUGAUGGGCCACAUGUCCAUCAGCCACAUCUAUCGUCAAAUUAUCGAGCAGCCGCAGGCCGUCGAUAUUACCGGCGCCCAGAUGGUGAUGGUCAUGAAGCUGUCGUCGUUCUGUUGGAAUGUUCACGAUGGUCGCCUCCCGCCAGAGCAGUUGUCGGAUCCGCAAAAGUACGCGGCCAUCCGAGAAUUCCCGGGUCUCCUCGACUACUUGGGCUACAUCCUCUUCUUCCCGUCUCUCUUCGGCGGCCCGUCCUUCGAGUACAACGACUACCGCCGGUGGAUCGACACCACGCUCUUCGAAGUGCCCCCGGGGACCGACCCGUCCAAGGUGCCACCAACGCGCAAGAAGCGCAAGAUUCCCCGCAGUGGCACCCCGGCCACCAAAAAGGCUGUGAUGGGCCUGGUGUGGAUCUUCGUGUUCCUGCAGCUGAACUCGGUCUAUAACCAAGACACCGUGCAGGAGGAGAGCUAUUUCCAACUGGGCUUCCUCCGCCGCGUCUGGGUCCUGUACCUCCUCGGCUUCACUACACGAGUCAAGUACUACGGCGUGUGGGCCCUCACCGAGGGCGCCUGCAUUCUCUCCGGCAUGGGAUACAACGGCUUCGACCCCAAGUCCGGCAAGGUCUUCUGGAAUCGCCUGGAAAAUGUAGAUCCGUGGGGUUUGGAGACGGCUCAGAAUUCCCACGCAUACCUGGGCAGCUGGAACAAGAACACCAACCACUGGCUGCGAAACUACGUCUAUCUGCGCGUCACCCCGAAGGGCAAGAAGCCUGGCUUCCGCGCCAGCCUGGCGACCUUUGCGACCAGCGCCUUCUGGCACGGCUUCUACCCGGGCUACUACCUGACUUUUGUCCUGGGAUCCUUCAUCCAAACCGUCGCAAAGAACUUCCGUCGCCAUGUGCGCCCAUUCUUCCUUACCCCCGACGGCAGCCGACCCACCCCCUACAAGCGCUACUACGACAUAGCCAGCUGGGUCGUCACGCAGCUCACCCUCUCAUUCGCCGUAAUGCCAUUCAUCUUCCUCUCCUUCGGCCCCUCAAUCAGCGUCUGGCGCAGCGUGUACUUCUACGGCAUCAUCGGCAACGCCAUCGCCAUCGCCUUCUUCGCCAGCCCCGCCAAAGCCCUCCUCAUCCGGAAACUCAAAGCGCGCAACCGCCCUCACGCCCCGCGCACAACGAGCACCGACAAUCUCCAGCCGACUCUCGGCCUCCCCGAGGACCCCAUCGAGGGUUUCGACGAAGCCGUGCAGGAAAUUAAGGCUGAGAUCGACGCGCGACGGCGCCGCGGUAGUGUGGCGAAUAUGCCCACGGGCGAGAGCUUGAAGGCUGCUGUGGAGAGUAAGAUCGGCCGUGCGCUUUCGUGACCUCUCGCUUGUCACCCUCCCAGUUUACGUAUGUCUCUCCGAGGAACGGAUACAAGUGACUACAUAGAGGCGUUUUUUGAAUAAGCGACACACGAUCUCACUGUUGGCUUUUCGGGCAUUACCAGCUGUCUAUCUAUUGUUUGGACUACAACAAAUUCCACCCCACUUACUAGAAGAAAGAAACCAUGCACAUAGCAAUAUACAAC
Messenger RNA from Aspergillus campestris IBT 28561, 2001 nucleotides. RefSeq names its product lysophospholipid acyltransferase. Bases 131 to 1795 code for a protein of 554 amino acids. The record is from RefSeq and is a predicted model, not a curated record. Lineage: Eukaryota; Fungi; Ascomycota; Eurotiomycetes; Eurotiales; Aspergillaceae. Gene Ontology annotation, molecular function: 1-acylglycerophosphocholine O-acyltransferase activity; 1-acylglycerol-3-phosphate O-acyltransferase activity. Gene Ontology annotation, cellular component: endoplasmic reticulum; membrane. Gene Ontology annotation, biological process: lipid modification; glycerophospholipid biosynthetic process. The transcript is spliced from 4 exons.